Molecule: messenger RNA, 820 nt
Organism: Aplosporella prunicola CBS 121167
Lineage: Eukaryota; Fungi; Ascomycota; Dothideomycetes; Botryosphaeriales; Aplosporellaceae
Exons: 1
Coding region: 134-604 (156 amino acids)
Source: RefSeq, a predicted model, not a curated record
AGACCGCUGUAUCGAUGCCAGGCUUUCUCGCCCCGCGGAGCCAACGUUUAUAUACCCAUCAUCAUCAUCUCACUUGUCGCGCCCGCGCCCGCUCUCCUCGCUCGCCAGAGUAAGACCACACGCCCACGCCUCCAUGGCACCCGCAUCCGUGAACGCGCGCGCGAAUCCUUCCAGCCUUUCCCUCCCCACCCAGCAGUUACCGCAACGGGCAGCCCGGCUGCACACACCGCGUAGGCCCCCAAAGCCAACAACGACGAGCCGUGGUACCAGCGCCUGCACUGGAGCUGCCGCUGCCGCUUGCGCUGCGUUCCCGCUCCGCCCAGCACGUCAUGGCGUCAAGGCCGCAGGGCGUGCGCCGUGGGGUCCAGGAUGUGGGGGGGCGGGUUUGGUCCCUCGCGGGCCAGUGCGCGGGGGCCAAAAGUCGGAGAUCUGGGCGCUGCGAUCGCUAUACGACAGGGGGGUGGAUGGCCGGGUCGACGGUCGCGCCUCACCGACCCUUGCUCUGUGCGGAGAGACGUUGCUGGCGCAUGGGGGCCAAGGAGGUGAGGUGCUGUUGUUUGUGGGGAGGGGAUUGAAGAGGAGGAGAGACGGUGAAGUGAGGUGAAGAGAUGUGAUGUGGAAAUCGAUACUCCGUACUAUUGACAGGACAAGACUCACCGACCGACAGCGACAGCACCUCUGCCCUCCCACCUACCCAUCCACACACCCCACACCCAACACGAAGCACCCCAUCAAAGGAUGCACCCGAAACAAGCGUCCAGCCCUGCAAGGAAAUUACCUCGAACUUUGGAAGCCGGCCUCAUCGGCCACGAACGACAGC